Messenger RNA from Thalassophryne amazonica, 1998 nucleotides. Its product is annotated as neurogenic locus notch homolog protein 4-like. The record is from RefSeq and is a predicted model, not a curated record. The coding region runs from base 1 to 1998 and encodes 665 amino acids. The transcript has 14 exons. Lineage: Eukaryota; Metazoa; Chordata; Actinopteri; Batrachoidiformes; Batrachoididae.
AUGCACUCGUUUCAUGAAGAGCCGGCCAGCUCCCGUCUCAUGAAGAGUCGGCUCCCAUCUCAUGAAGAGCUGGGCUCUUGCGUCAUGAACAUAUCAGCCAGCAUGGCGUGUCCAGCGAGCAGUGAUCGCUGCAUAUAUGAAGGUUCUGCCGAGUGUUCUCCGUGCCUGCAGUGCCACUACUGCAGCAACGAAACCACCAGUGAGGAGGCCAUGCUGAGCAUCAUGGUGUGCCCCACAGGCUUUCUGUGCUCUCAGGGCUUAGCCAGAGACCCUCAGCGCUCAGCCACCCUCUGCCCUCAAGGCUUCUACUGCCCCGGAGGAGGCAUAGGCUUCUACUGCGCAGAGGGCAGCUCCUCCCCUGAACCGUGUCCCGAGGGCACCUACGGUUCUCGCCCAGCUCUUGGUGAUGCGUCUGAAUGCUCCCCUUGUGGUGGAGGCCAGUAUUGCGCUGGUGUGGGUCUGACAGCAGCCUCCGGAACCUGCAAAGAACGCUUUUACUGUCGAGAGGGGGCCAAGUCUGCAACUCCAUCUGAUGGGCUUACAGGAGGAUUAUGUCCACCUGGAAGUUACUGCCCACACGCAUCAUCUUCCCCCCUCCCCUGUCCCGCCGGAACCUUCAGCAGCAGUACUGGCCUCCGCAGCCUUCAGGAGUGCAUCACCUGUCCACCAGGUUUCUAUUGCUUAGGUUCCAACAACACAUCACCCUCUGGGCCCUGUUUCCCUGGUUACUAUUGUACUGGAGGCUCACCUUCACCUGUUCAGAAUGAGGCAGAGGAGGGUUAUUAUACCUUGAAAGGAGCAGUCAAGGAAGAACCGUGUCCUCUCGGCACUUUCCAACCGCGUCGACGAUCGCAGUCCUGCAUCGAGUGUCAGAAUGGCAGACUUUGUAACCAGACAGGCUUGUCCCACCCACCACUGUGUCCCACGGGACACUACUGUUCUCCCGGCUCCUCUGUCCCCCACCCAUGUCCUCCUGGCUCCUACUCCGAUCAGCCGGGUGGAGACACCAUGGCUCACUGUCGGCCCUGUGAGGCAGGGUGGUUCUGCAAGAGGCCCGGCCUGUCUGACCCAGAAGGUCUCUGUGACCCUGGACAUUACUGCACCUCCGGAGCCUCCACUGCCUCUCCAGUGGGCGUGGCCUCUGGCAGCGUGUGUCCUGCAGGCUUCAUUUGUCCACGUGGGACCCGAUACCCCGAACAGUACCCAUGCCCUCUUGGAACCUGGAGUAACUCCGUGGGAGCCAAAAACUUCUCCUCCUGCUGGCUGUGUCCUUCUGGACUCUACUGCAACAGAACCGGUCUCAGCCAACCAUCUGGAUCAUGUGACGCAGGAUACUACUGUUCUGGAGGAGCCGUGACCGCCACGCCAUCAGGUGGUCUAACAGGGGACGUUUGUCCAGUCGGACAUUUCUGUCCCAUCGGCUCAUCUUCUCCUAUCGUUUGCCCUGACGGGACUCACUCAAACUUUACUGGUGCAGCAGAGUGUGAUGACUGUCCUCCAGGGACAUACUGUCUGUCUGGAGAAAGUGUCCAGCUCUGCCCGGCGGGACACUACUGUCUUGGGGGUGGGGUCGCUGGCAUCCUGCCCUGCCCUCCCGGAACUUACAGCCCUCACGUUGGCCUCAGCCAGGUGGAGCAGUGCCUCAUAUGUCCAGCAGGGUUUUACUGUGAAGACUGGGGUCUGUUUGAACCCAGUGGACGCUGCCAAGCUGGGUUCUACUGUCGAGCAGGUGUAAACUUUCCGAACCCUGACGGCAACUUCAGCACAGGUGUGGGUGGAGUUUGUCCAAAGGGAAAAUUCUGUCCUGAGGGCACGAGUGUCCCAUCACCAUGUCCACUCGGAACUUACUCCAGCAGUCUUUAUUUGCCAGACAGCUCAGGCUGUAGUCCAUGUCCUGCAGGUCAGUUCUGCAGCUCUGCAGGUCUGACUCAACCAUCUGGACCUUGCCAGGCGGGUUUUUACUGCCCUGGAGGAGAUGCGACACCCACAGCCAAGUGA